This is a messenger RNA of Malassezia pachydermatis, 798 nucleotides long. RefSeq names its product small nuclear ribonucleoprotein. Gene Ontology annotation, molecular function: mRNA binding. NCBI's taxonomy places the organism in Eukaryota, Fungi, Basidiomycota, Malasseziomycetes, Malasseziales, Malasseziaceae. Bases 1 to 798 code for a protein of 265 amino acids. The record is from RefSeq and is a predicted model, not a curated record. The transcript has 3 exons. Gene Ontology annotation, biological process: mRNA splice site recognition. Gene Ontology annotation, cellular component: U1 snRNP; U2-type prespliceosome.
AUGGGCCGAAAAGCAGAGGUGCAGCGCAUAGCGCUAGAGCGCCUGAUGGGUCCAGAGAUGAUGGGCUCGGCUGAAAAAGACGUGCAUUUCACGGAUCCCAAAGUAUGCCGCAACUUUCUGUGUGGCACGUGUCCGCACGACCUCUUUAGCAAUACGAAAAUGGACUUGGGACCUUGUCCACGCUCCCAUUUACCGAGAUACAAGGAGCUAUAUGAUGCUGCGCUGGAACGUGGCGAGGUCUUCCCUCAGAUCGUAUCUGAGUUCCAACGAAAUAUUCAUAUGUUUGUCACGGAUAUUGAUCGAAAAAUAGCAGCAAACAAGCGCCGCUUGGCCCAAACACCUGAAGAAAUGGAACGAUUCAAUGCUAUGAUGCGUGAUAUCAACGAGGUGGAAGAGGCCAUCAUAGCAGCAACCACAGAGAUGGAGUCGCUUGGUGAGCAAGGACGUGUGGAAGAGUCAUUAAAAGAAUUGGAAAAGGUUGAAGCAUUGAAAUCAGAACGUGCUGAAAAAGAAAAGGAGCUUCAGACGCUGCAAGAGAAUAGUGGUGCAAGUGGACAUCAGAAGCUGCGUGUGUGUGAUAUUUGUGGUGCCUAUUUGAGUAUCCUUGACUCGGAUCGACGAUUGGCUGACCAUUUCAGCGGCAAGAUGCAUAUGGGUUAUCAAAGGCUUCGUGAACUGAAUGCUGGGUUUGAUAAAGACCACUUGACUUCCUCGGCUGCUCCUAUAGACGACUCGCGCUGGGGAUCGACUUCGCGUGAACGGCGACGAAGCCGAUCGCCUCCAGCGGCCCGAUCAUAG